Messenger RNA from Penaeus vannamei (Pacific white shrimp), 839 nucleotides. NCBI's taxonomy places the organism in Eukaryota, Metazoa, Arthropoda, Malacostraca, Decapoda, Penaeidae. The record is from RefSeq and is a predicted model, not a curated record.
CUCCAGCAGGGCGCCAUCGUGGGCUCGAGGUCCGAGGCCAAGGGCGGCAGGGCUUCUACGGCUUCCUGGGCAUUCCCUUCGCUCAGCCUCCGGUCGGGGCACUCAGGUUCAAGGAUCCCGUGGCCGCCGGGGCGUGGGAGGGCGUGAGGAACGGCACCGUGGCCCCGCCCUUGUGCCCGCAGCCGGACGCGCCCUCGGACUGGAUGCAGGAGGACUGCCUCUACCUCUCCGUGUUCACGCCGCAGCCCAACCGGACUGACCUCCCCGUGAUGGUGUGGCUUCCCCAAGGAGGCUUCAUCAGCGACGCGACGCCCCUGUUCCAGCCGGAGUUCCUCCUGGCGAAGGACGUGGUCCUCGUCGUCCUGCAGCACCGCCUCGGCGUCCUGGGAUUCCUGUCGACCGAGGACGCCGAGCUCCCUGGCAACCUGGGGCUGAAGGACCAGGCGAUGGCCCUCCGCUGGGUGCAGGACAACAUCCGCGACCUCGGCGGAGACCCAGACAAGGUCACCAUCUUCGGCCAAACGCGGGGGGCGCGGCUGUGCACUACCACAUGCUGUCUCCCAUGUCCAGUGGCCUCUUCCAGCGAGCCAUCAUGCAGUCGGGGGCGGCGCUGUGUCCCUGGGCGCUCCGGGAGGACCACCGGCAGGUGGCCUCGGCUUCGGCCGCAUGGUGGGCUGUCCGGCGACGCCGGACGCCGCCAACAGCACGGCGCUCGUCGACUGCCUCAGGGACGUCCCCGUCGAGCAGCUGAUGGCCGUGACGCCGUACAUCACGCCUCCCCGUACGUCCUGACGCCCGCGCGUGGACGGCGAAUUCCUCCGCCCACCCCGCCACGCUGA